CUUGGUUUUGCACGGCCCAGAUCUUGAUGACGGCUGUGACUGAAGCUGCGCUCAUCGAGCUCAUCGCGUGUGCGAUUCCGUCCGGCGUGGACCUCGUCGCGUACCUGCGCGCGUGGCCAUCGGCCUACCUCACGAACUCGCUUCAGCAUCUUCUCCAGCUCGUCGCGCUUGUGCCCUUGCGCCACCUCUGGCCGCGCCUGCGCCUGCCGCGCGACAUGCUUCGGAAUGCUCGCGUCUUGCAGCACGUGCACUUGGCGAUUGCGCUGUACCCGAGCCUCGAAGUGGACUAUGUCUACGAGAGCACCUUCUUGGCGCGACCACAGACGCGUCUGCGCCUGCGCGGGAUGACGAGCCCAACCGAGUUUGCCUUUGCGGCGGCGCAGUGGGGGCCUCGCAUCACGUCCCUCGCGCUCCACGUGCAUGGCCAAAAGGCCUUCUCGGCAACGACCCGCGCCUGGACCGCUAGUGAUGUCGCACACCUCGUCGUGGUCCUGCCUACGUUGACGUCGCUGCAGGAACUCGACGUAACAUGGUCAGCGACAAUUCCGAACGCCGAUCACAUGCUGAUGUCGCUGCGCAUGCCGUCGCUGCGCCGCGUGCGUCUAACGUUUCAAGGCACGGCCGUGUGGACUGCGACGACAUUGGCGGCCCUCGCUGCGUGGCUACACACGGCGUCGUCGCUCACCGAGCUCUCGCUCCGACACGUCGCGUGGGCUGUGCCAGAUGCCGGACGGCACUUGGCGACCAUGCUUCGAACGUCGUCGACGAACUAUCUCUCGGUGACGAUUGAUGGGGAUGCAAGCGUCCGCGUCGACGGCAGCUACGCGUUUCAGUUGCAAAUGACGUCGACGCAAGCCACCGAGACGCGCUUUCUCGUGGCGUCGCGUGACGGCAACCGUCCCGACGACGUGGUUGCGACGCUGGUCCCGACGAGGCAAGAAAGGACGGUCCAUGGCCUUACGCAGUGUGAUUGGACCGUCUAUGACGUGGCACUACCAGCGUCGUCGGUUUCGCGCGUUUCGCAGUUGCAGCUCGCGUGUCUGCAUGCAUUGACGAUCUCGACGGACGCCAUGCUUGGUGACGCUGGUACGAUCGCUCUGGCGUCGGCGAUGGCGGCAUCCCGCCCGCGCUUCCUUCGCGACCUCUGUCUUGACGACCAAGGCAUUGGCAACGACGGCGCACGGGCGCUCGCCGUCGCUUUGAAACAUCUUCCGUCGCUCGAUAUGCUUCGCAUGGCGAGCAAUCAAAUGCGUGGAUCGUCUGGCGUCGUUGCGCUCGUCGACACAUGGCCACCGCGUCUCCGGCUCUUGGAUCUAUCGAAAAACCCGCUGGGGGCCAAAGGUGCCCGCGCGCUCUUGUCUGCGCUCGCAGCGCUCGAGCUACCGGCACCCAUCGUUGUGCGUGCGACGAAUCUGCAGUGCAGUCCGCUCGAGAGUGCGACGUUGGUCGCGGCGAGCCGUCGGCUACCGCCGUUCCGGACGUGUUGUUUCGAGUCGUCAGCAUAA
Molecule: messenger RNA, 1505 nt
Organism: Saprolegnia parasitica CBS 223.65
Lineage: Eukaryota; Oomycota; Saprolegniomycetes; Saprolegniales; Saprolegniaceae
Exons: 1
Coding region: 27-1505 (492 amino acids)
Source: RefSeq, a predicted model, not a curated record